UUCGAUGAUGUGGCUGUGGACUUCACCUGGGCAGAGUGGCAGCUUCUUGAUUCCAAGCAGAAAAGGCUGUACCGGGACGUGAUGUUGGAGAACUAUAGCAACCUGGUGUCCAUAGGGUAUCAAGCUACCAAAUCAGAUGCACUCUCCAAGUUGGAACAAGGAGAAGAACUAUGGACAGUAGAAGAUGAAGUUCGCUGUCAAAUCUCUCCAGAAGAGAAACCUCAUGGAUGCAGUGUGUGUGGGAAAGCCUUCUCCAGAAAGUACAGGCUGAUUGAACAUCAGAGAGCUCAUACUGGAGAGAAACCUCACGGGUGCAAUGUAUGUGGGAAAGCCUUCUCUACAAGGUUCAGUCUCACGACUCAUCAGAAAACUCACACAGGAGAGAAGCCCUAUACAUGUAGUGAAUGUGGAAAAUGCUUUUCCAUGAAGCACCGUCUCAUCGUCCAUCAGCGAACUCAUACUGGAGAGAAACCCUACAUAUGCAGUGAGUGUGGAAAAGGGUUCAUCCUGAAGAGUCUUCUCAUCAGACAUCAGCGAACACAUACAGGAGAGAAACCCUAUGUGUGCAGUGAAUGUGGGAAAGGCUUUCCCAUGAAGAGUGAUCUCACCUUGCAUCAGCGUACUCAUACUGCAGAGAAACCAUUUGUAUGCAAUGACUGUGGAAAAGGCUUCACUGUGAAGAGCCGUCUGAUUGUACAUCAGCGAACUCAUACAGGAGAGAAGCCCUAUGUAUGUAAUGAAUGCGGAAAAGGCUUCCCAGCAAAGAUCCGAUUGGUUGGACAUCAACGAACUCACACAGGAGAGAAGCCCUAUGUAUGCAAUGAGUGUGGGAAGGCCUUCACUGAGAAGAGCCAACUCAAUGUUCAUCGACGCACUCAUACUGGAGAGAAACCCUACAUAUGCAAUGAAUGUGGGAAAGGCUUAACCGGGAAAAGCAUGCUCAUUGCUCAUCAGCGAACUCAUACCGGAGAGAAGCCUUAUAAGUGCAAUGAAUGUGGAAGGGGCUUCAGCAUGAAGAGCACUCUAGGUAUACAUGAGCGAACUCAUACUGGUGAGGAACUCUACAAAUGCAAUGAAUGUGAGAAAGGCUUCCGGACAAAGACAUGCCUCAUACAACAUCAGAGGUUCCACGCAGGAAAGACUUCCUUUGUAUGUACUGAAUGUGGAAAAUUCUCUUUGCGCAAGUACGACCUCAUUACCCAUCAGAGAACCCACACAGGAGAGAAACCCUAUGAAUGCAAUGUAUGCAUAAAAGCCUUCACCACAAAGUCAGGGCUCAAGGUUCACCAAAGGAAACAUACAGGAGAGAGGCCCUACGGAUGCGAUAAUUGUGGGAAAUCUUUUGCCCACUUGUCCAUCCUUGUUAAACAUAAGAGAAUGCACACCUAG
Messenger RNA from Orycteropus afer afer, 1389 nucleotides. Lineage: Eukaryota; Metazoa; Chordata; Mammalia; Tubulidentata; Orycteropodidae. The record is from RefSeq and is a predicted model, not a curated record.